Molecule: messenger RNA, 1649 nt
Organism: Solanum verrucosum
Lineage: Eukaryota; Viridiplantae; Streptophyta; Magnoliopsida; Solanales; Solanaceae
Product: mediator of RNA polymerase II transcription subunit 4
Exons: 2
Coding region: 72-1268 (398 amino acids)
Biological process (GO): regulation of transcription by RNA polymerase II
Cellular component (GO): mediator complex; core mediator complex
Molecular function (GO): transcription coregulator activity
Source: RefSeq, a predicted model, not a curated record
GCAGAAAAAUUUGAAGCUGAUUCCUCCAUUUUCUUCAACAAACGAAAGUUUUUCAAUCGUGGUCUUUGAAGAUGUUACAAAAUGUUCAACACCAACUUUUGCAAUCGCCGGCACGGCUAGGCCUGCCAACUCCCAGUUCACCUUCUCUACAAAACACAGCUCCUCCUCCUAAGUUCUCCUCGCAAGUGUCGCAACCCAAUCAACAGGCAAAUAUAUUAACUACCACUACCACCUCAUCAACGCUCCUUCCUCUUCUCCCACCUCUCUCUAGAGCUCAGUCUCUUCUCAUUCAAAUGGCAUCUCUUGGUUCAAGGCUCUUUGAAGUCUCACCUAACCGGUCCCAUUGGCUUAGUGCUUUUCGUGGCUCUUUCCCUUCAUUUCUGCCUUCUACAGCACCAAUUCCACAAGAUUCCAGCCCAUCAUCCUCAAAAGAAAUCCUCUCAGUGUUUACUUCUCUUCAGACACAACUGUUUGAAGCAGUUGCUGAACUACAAGAAAUACUUGAUCUUCAAGAUGAGAAGCAAAAACUCACCCGUGAAAUUAGGUCAAAUGAUUCUGCAAUUCUUGCCUUUGCCAACAAACUCAAAGGAGCUGAGCGUGUUCUUGACAAUCUUGUUGAUGAUUACGCUGACUAUCGUCGUCCCAAACGGGCCAAGUUGGAAUUCGAUACCGAAGAAUCUUCAGUAACAUCUGUGGCGACUCAGUUGAAAUUAUCUGACAUUUUGUCAUAUGCUCAUAGGAUAAGUUACACUACUUUUGCACCACCUGAAUUCGGUGGUGGACAGGCUCCUCUCCGGGGAGCUCUCCCACCGGCUCCACAGGAUGAGCAAUUGCGUGCAUCUCAGUUAUAUAUCUUUGCUGAUCUUGAUGUUGGUUUACCUAAAACAGAUGAAGGCAAGGAGAAUAUUUUGGAGCCACUCAUUGAACCUCCGGCAGAAAGUAACGCACUUGCCAAUCUAUCAUCAAUUCAGGGCCUCGUCCCUCCAAAUAUUGUAGUGCCAUCUGGUUGGAAACCUGGUAUGCCUGUUGAGUUGCCCACUGAUCUCCCUCUUCCUCCACCUGGGUGGAAGCCUGGUGAUCCAAUUGCUCUUCCUCCAGUGGAUUCUCGUCCACCUCAAAAGGUUGAGGAGGCACCUGCACGACCAGUACCUCCUCCAGGACUUUCAAGAAUGCCCGAACCAAUACAAGUUCGACAUGUGCAGCUUGAUAUUGAUGAUGAUAGUAGCGAUUAUAGUUCUGAUGAGGCCAGCUCUGAUAGUGAAGAUUGAUGUGGUGUUAGCUGUUUUGAGUUGCUAAUAAAGGUAUAGCAUCUGCAGCUUGAUAUUACUUCUCCUUGCACAAAGCAGUGGUUUCUCUUUUUGCCUCACUAUUGGAUAACUUCUCUUCCCUCGAACAAGAGGUACCCCUGCUCUCUUCUGUCUGCUUAAUUGGGGGGCAUUUUAGUUUCAAUUUCAUGUUCUUUAGCUUUCUCUACCGUGUGUGUUGUUUAGUAACAGGUCUUAUGUCAACAAACUCUUCCCUGCUAACUAUGUGUCAUAUUCGUCCCGACAGUGUUUGGAGAGUCAAGAUCUAACUGUGAGCUUCUCUUUUUUCAUGAAAAAUGUUUCUUGUUUAUACUAGUUAACCUGAAGAGUAAGAUCAUUAUGAUA